Messenger RNA from Nicotiana tabacum (common tobacco), 1017 nucleotides. NCBI's taxonomy places the organism in Eukaryota, Viridiplantae, Streptophyta, Magnoliopsida, Solanales, Solanaceae. The record is from RefSeq and is a predicted model, not a curated record.
GCCGCCUCUGCUUACAAUAACAACAUUUGCUAAUGCAAUUGGUAUUCUAAACCCAACGGCUUUACCUUUCCGACCGCAAUUUUUCCGGGGUAUACUUCCUUUUCUUAAAAUAUUAGAAUUACAGAUUUUUUUUUAAAAAGAGCAAAACUAGGAUAUUCUUUUAAAACGUUUAAACUAAUAUAAGACAUAAAUUGGAAAGGAAAAGGAAAGAGUAAAAAAUUUUGUUUUCAGUAACGAAGAAAAAACAAGAAAAUUAAUAAUUACUCCAUCCAUUUGUUAAUUGACUGAUUGACCCAUAGACUUGGGUUUUAAAACUAGAGUCCUAAAAUUAUCCAAACCUAUUUUGGUUUGGCUUUCUUUUAUCUUAUAUAUAUACGUUCUAGUUGUAAGAGAGAUUGUGAUUUGAGACUAAAAGCUAUUGGCAAUCAACAACAUGCCGCUGUUUGAAUUAAUUUAUAUUUAUGGUCGCCUUGCGGUGAGGAGUAUAGCAAGGCCUGUAGCUUCUGGCUUGAGAAAAGGUGCUGACAUGAAUCCCAAAUUCCAACAAUUCAUUGUCCAAAAUGCUCAGAGAACCCAAAAAGACGAGAAGAAAGUUGUAGAUGAAGUCGCUCAAACUCUCGUUUUCUCGACGAUGGCAGGUAGCGCACUUGUCUAUUACAUGAGAAGAAGUUCAGAGAAAAAGGAAAGACUAGUGGAAGAAGCGCUGAAAAAGGUGCCGCAAAAAGUGCACGAUCGGCUGCAACAGAUGCAAGAAAAGGUGUCGCAAGAAGUGCGGAAUGAGCUUCUCAAAGAGUUGCGGGAAGAACUUCUGAAAGAGCUGCGUGAAGAACUCAGAGGCGGACAGGAUUUGAAGGUCGGAUUGCACUUUUAGAUUCAACAAAAAAUCUGUUUUGCAUAAUAGGUAUGGAUUUGAUUGUUAUAGAUUAAAAAAUAAAAAAGUGAAAAUUUGAGGUUUUAAUUUAUUACUUAGUCUCUAGGCAUUAUUUUGUUUGAAUGAAAGCAAGUAUAGUUUAAUUA